GUUCGUUUUUCGGUGAUCUCGGACGAAUCGGUGAGGCAUAGAAAGCUUCGCUUUAAAAUUCUUACGCAUUUAAAAUGCAAUCACUCCAGCUCAAGGGUGCACGCCGAACUAGACGAUAUCCCAGUGCCCACGAAUUCGAUUUCGACAGGAACUACCUAAGCAGAAAACGCGGAUCGCAGAGACAUCUCAGCGCGAUGUCGUUACGCAAGCAAGCGCCGAGCUAUCGAAAGCGAGUCGCGUCGACGGUCUCGACGGCUUUCGUUCCGAGCGCUCGCGGCCCGCCCAGUUCGCUUGCGGGUUUCAUGGUUUCGAUAUUGGCAAGGACUGCGAAUUUCGACCCGAGCAAGCAGCGACAAUGCGAAAAGCUACGGUGCGAGAGGAGCCUUGAUAUUGCCGAUGAACGCGACCGAUGCGGCAACAAGUAGGUGCAUUGGCAAGACGCCACGUGGCCCGCCGCCAGCUUAUUUCUUUGCAUCACUUGGAAAUGCGUGACAGUUGACGUGUCACCCUAAUCCAGGAGGCAAUCCUUGAACCCCCAAAAUGGUAAGCUGCAGACAACGCUCUACAGCUGAGUUUGGUAGCCCUCGUGAUGAAGUACGGCUUCAUAACUGCCAGCUCGCUGUCGCUGAUUCUGGGGUUCACUCUCUUCUGGCUGAAAACAAGAAGAAAUGCCCGUUCAAAGGCCGUGCCGACUUCCUUGCUGACGUCGUCGCUCUCCGACGAGUUUCUCUCUUCGCGGGUCCCGAGCUGCAGUUCAUACGAGCUUCCUCCAGAAACCUCGUCGUCUGAGAGUGACUGCGACGUUAUUUGCGCUAGCGCUGGCGAAGCUCGCCGGCCGUCUCGCACGGUGACGACGAGGACGACGACAAAGAAGACUUCGUCUUCUUCGACCAGGACUGCGUGCGUGCGCGUCGGUGUAGACGAUUAUAGAGAAGGCGACGAGGACGAAAAAGGCGCUUCCAGCGACGACAGCGGCGUGGUGGGUGACGGCGCCGGCGGGGACGCCUCGCCCAACAAGCGCCUGCUGAUUUUGAAGCGCCUCAAGGAGCACGGAGCCGUGCUACCCGUAAAGGGCGUCGACAUAAAUGAGAUCUCAAAAAAGGCCAAACAAUUUCGCGCAAGACCAACGCUCAAGUGAUUCGUCUGUAUAAUUAAUGAAAACGAAUUAUACCACGUGCACGUCGUUUUGACGACUGCUGAGCUCUGAUGAUUGUUCCGCGACUUGUGACAGUGUCGUAACCAUCGGACUCCUCCGUGGAAAGCUCAUGGGUUUAUUUCACAUAACAAAAAACUGUCUCAAGUGUCUGGUCUUAUUACGCGCAUUCCACAGCAGCCGCGAAUCUUCAUUAGCAAAGUGAAAACUGUUUUUAAGAAGGUCGUUAGGAAGCGAGACGCAAUCUCUACACCACUGAAAUAAAGUGAAAAACGGGGCGUGUUGGUUGAUCUCCAUAGUAAAAGCAGCGCAAAAAGGAACGGAAACACAAGACCGAGAAUUACACAGGACAGGCGCUGGACUAACAACUGAUUGGUUCACUGUAGACAGGAAAUGGAUAAAUACAAACAAUCUGUCUGCGCGCGCUGUACAACACUGUUUGCAGCAUGCUUGUUAAUGGUAUUCGGAGUGCUAGAUUGGGAAGAGUUAAGUGAGGUGCUACCUUGCCUAGUCCGUGCUCCAUUUUUCGGGGAACAAUUUUUACAGCACGACGGCAGAGC
This is a messenger RNA of Dermacentor andersoni, 1713 nucleotides long. RefSeq lists its product as uncharacterized. The record is from RefSeq and is a predicted model, not a curated record. NCBI's taxonomy places the organism in Eukaryota, Metazoa, Arthropoda, Arachnida, Ixodida, Ixodidae.